Molecule: messenger RNA, 1626 nt
Organism: Danio rerio (zebrafish)
Lineage: Eukaryota; Metazoa; Chordata; Actinopteri; Cypriniformes; Danionidae
Source: RefSeq, a predicted model, not a curated record
UACAACUUGGUUGUUGUGGGCUGCAACACAGAGUGUCUGCAGUUGCUCCAGCUGUCCGGUGGAUGUCGCGUUAACUCCUGGAAAUUCCACUUCCAGCCUUUCGCUUUGGGAGAGAGACACGCCGACACCACAAUCAAAAUGGCCUCUAUCAGCGAUUGCGCUGGACGUGGAUCAAAAUGUGCAUAAACUACUACCCGCAGUGGCUUUACCAUGCAUCCUUAACGCUAAAGGCUUCGGGGGCGCGAUGUCAUGAGUAUACCAGACCAGCCGAAUUGGCGGACUACAUAAGAUGAGAGCUUGUUUUGCAGACAGCCCAGCAGAACCGGGGCGCCGCCGCUGCAGCAGGGCUUCAUCCGCCUUUCCGACCCAGCGACACCUCCAGUGAGAUGGAGAGGGUGGAGGAUGCUGGUGAGCCCAAGCUCGCACCGUUUAUCGAUGUCAACGACAACCGGGAGGAGCACAAAGCACGCGUUUGCGGUUCAGACACAGACGGAGCACGGGAGGGCUCUGUUUACAUUUCGCCAUACGCGGAUCCAGGCGGUGCUGGACAGCAGACUCUCUCCUCGGUGCUGACGGGGUGCAAGGCCGGGGUAUUAAACGGGUUUCCCGAACAGCUGGAUAUGGUGUGUCCGGAUGGAGAGGAGGAGACGCAGUCAGACACGGGUCGGGUUUCAGGGACUUUCGAGACCGAGGAUAAACCCGACAAGGCGUAUUUAAAUUCCCAAAUGAGGUCUGCAGUGUCAUUCAUGGGUAAAACCUCGCCCGAUAUGAAGAUACCUAAUGGAGAUGUUACCCAUGAACACAUGGAUCAUGAUCAAACUCAAUUAAGAUGUUUAAAUUACACAGAAGGAUUCAACAGGAAGGCGUCUGCUGCUUUAGACAGGGGUGUGAAAGUGGGCAAUGGAGGGCUGUUGAUUGUGAACAGCUAUGACACCCUCUCUCAAGUCCCUUUUGGAGCCUUGGGUGGCCUUCCUGCUCCAGAACGUCCUGUCUUUGUUCAUCAGAGCGAUGGUGUCCUCUCCUCUGGGAGGUCAUGUGAAAGGGUCAGUCAUCCCAGCGCAGAUGAGGCCCAUCUCUGUGACCCGGAUCCAGUAUACACACUGACAGAUCUCAGCACCAAGCUAUCCUUGUCACCCCUGGCAGAAAACACCAGCGAUUACACUGAGACAGACCCUAGUCCGGAGGAGGAUUUCAGUGACACAGGGCCCCCAGUCAGGCCCCAGAACCUCCGGACAAACCCCGGGCACCCAAUCUCCCUCAGCUGUGAUGCCACUCCUUUGAGUCCUGAGGACGAUGGGUAUUUUGGGGCAGAGGGUUGUGUGGAUGAAUGUCUCAGCUCUGGGAAUACAUUUGAGGGCGUUCGGCGGCAGAGUGCUCCAGACAGAGUGGAUGUUGACCCCAAUGCCUCAUCUGACCAGACACUUGGCACCAAGAGACAUGGCAUUGCUGAUUUUCUUACCAGGAGUUUGUUUUCCUGGAAGCCCAAAGAAUCAAGGGCAGUGGCUUCCCAUAGUGCUCCAGGAUGGAAGCUGUUCGGGAAAAUUCAGCUACGGGACAAUCCUCUGAAAGACUCCAGAACCAUUCAACAGGUGAGAGACAUGGUUAAGACUUGAACAUAAGAAUUCA